This is a messenger RNA of Vairimorpha ceranae, 486 nucleotides long. Its product is annotated as 40s ribosomal protein s18. Gene Ontology annotation, molecular function: structural constituent of ribosome; RNA binding. Bases 1 to 486 code for a protein of 161 amino acids. Gene Ontology annotation, cellular component: small ribosomal subunit; cytosol; ribosome. Gene Ontology annotation, biological process: translation. The record is from RefSeq and is a predicted model, not a curated record. Lineage: Eukaryota; Fungi; Microsporidia; Nosematidae. The transcript has a single exon.
AUGUCAUCUGAUGAACAAGAAACUAGACCGUAUACAAGUGAUCCACAAGAAUUACAGCAUAUUAUUCGUAUUUUUAAUACUAAUGUAGAUGGUACUAAAAGAGUAGUACAUGCUUUAUGUGCUAUAACUGGUAUUGGAAAAAGAAUGGCCACUGCUAUUUGUAAGAGAACAGGUGUCGAUGUUUUAAGAAGAGCUGGUGAUUUAAACCAAGAUGAAUUAGAAAAGAUUCAGAAUGCUAUUAAUGAUCCUAGUAGUGUAGGAAUACCUUAUUCAUUUUACAAUUAUAAGAAAAAUCCUGUUGAUGGUACAAAUACUCAUUUAGUGAGUACAAGAAUGGAUGCUGAAUACAGAAUGAUGCUUGAAAAAGGAAAGAAAAUAAGACAUGUGAGAUUAUGCAGAGUAGCAUGUGGCUUAAAGGUUCAUGGACAGAGAUCUAAAUCUAAUGGAAGACACAUUAGAGCAGGUAUGAUUUUCCGUAGAAAAUAA